UCUGAAGUAAACAUCAUGAAGACUAUAUAUCUUCUCAUCGUCGUUGUGGCCAUAGUUUCAUGCGUAACCAGUACUAAUGGACUUCCAAACGUUCAUACCACAAGUACUACAGUUCCUACCACAAGUACUACAGUUCCUACCACAAAGACUACAGCCCCUACCAAAAAGACUACAGCCCCUGACACAAAGUCUACAGCCCCUGACACAAAUUCUACAGGCCCAACCAAUCCUACUACAACUGAAAAAGGGUCUAGAGCUGCUGCAAGCUUUGAAAACCCAAAAUAUGUGCAAAUUCCUUUGACAAGUCUUCUGGCUUUGUUGACCUCGGCGAUUUUGGUUUUUAAUUGAAGAACACUUACAGAAUACCAAGAACAUUAAGAAAACUUUUGUUUAAAUUUUAUCCUUAAUUUUCUAUCAGUUAUGAUUUUCAAAAAAUAAUAUAUGCUACUUCUAAUAUUGAUUUUAUUUGGCUAGACAUGAAUUGAAGUGACGAGGGAGUCAGUAAAAGUAACUCCAGUGUAUUACUGAUAGUUUUUUUUACAGACUCACUGAAGGAUAAAUGAAAUUUAUUGCAGCAGAGUUUUGAACUAAAAGAAAUGAGAUACCGAACUAUAUAGAAUAAAACAUCCAGUUCGGUGUUUACUGUGACCUACUCUCAAACAUGUUCCUUUUACUACAAAUUUUGGAGCCAGCGGCGAAAGGGGAACUCUAUGUGGUCACUUGAUUUGCUGGAAAUAGCAACCAAGUUUUUUCAUGUUCCACUGUCUUACAAAACCCAUUAUAUAAUGAGGUCCUAUACUAAGUGGUCAAGAUUGGAACGUCUUUCAUCAUAUGUCUGCUCAGUCAUUUCUAAACUGGAGUGAAACAACAACUUAAUAUUGAUCACUAGACACACUUACAAACACAAGGGUGCGUUUUUCCUAUCUACUAAAUUAAUUUCAAAUUUAGGUACAAGGCCAGCAAUUUCGAGAGAAGGAGGUUAGUCGAUUACGUCAGUACAUGACAUAUUCUUUAUUUUAUCUACUUUAGAGGAAUGAAAAGACAAGUUUGCCUUGGUUACAGACAUAAAAAAUCGGAACAAAUCCUGCAAAGGAUUUGUUCGACGCAUUGACGAUUCUGUCAAUCCAUUGCCCUUCUUUUUCUACUAAUAAUGGAUAAGUAUUGUUCUCACACACGCACGCGCAUCAAGUUUAACAAUCAUCCAUCCACACUUAAUACAUAUUAAAAGUUCGAACUCUACUCUUUCCCUCUCAAUGUGUAACCUUGUAGUAAAUCAGUUGUAAAUAGGUUUUGACUGAACGGAACCGGUUGAAUCUAUUUUACUUCCCUCACACUAUUCUGGGAUAAGCUGGGAAAAGACAUAUGGUCAAAUGUGUUCCAAAGAUUAGCACUCAACUUUUUGAAUACCGGUGAAUCAUGAUAGCGGUUCUUUGGCAUCUCCUUGGUAAUGCUGACAAAAACAAACAAAGGAAGUAAAGAAUGUUGUUCAUUGUAGCCUUCCUUUUUUCUAAAGACAUUACAAAGUGGUCUGAGUUUGAUUUGGUCUGCUAUUUCUAGCAGUCCCGUAGAGUUUCCCUCAUUUAUUUUAUUUCUUCACAGUAAAAACCAAAUACGUUUCUGCGAUUUAGUUUGAAUCAUCUGCUGUGGUUAUUUCAUUUUCCUCGCGUCACUAUCCUUUGAACGAAUGUCACGGCUUCCCACUACACUUCUUCAAAUGAAGCUAUUAAUAAAAAAAGCAAUACCUACAAAUUAUUAAGUAUAUUCAAUUCUUUUGAUUUUGAUAUAUUUUUUUUCAACGAUCGGAAAAUUUUAUUUGACUAAAUUAUAAAAUGUCAAAUAAUUCUAAAUUUCUAAAUGAACUAAAAAUUAAUGAUUGUUGUAAUAAUUAU
Molecule: messenger RNA, 1889 nt
Organism: Octopus sinensis (East Asian common octopus)
Lineage: Eukaryota; Metazoa; Mollusca; Cephalopoda; Octopoda; Octopodidae
Product: integumentary mucin C.1-like
Exons: 11
Coding region: 16-348 (110 amino acids)
Source: RefSeq, a predicted model, not a curated record